AUGCUGUGCCAUAAUUCUACAGAAAUCGAACGAACUAAACAGAUACGUGAACACGCUAUCGCUACGAAUGUAGCAAAGACGUUUACAGAAAGUCUCCCAGCAGACCAAUCAAUGUCAUAUGCAUCUUUAUCUACACCCGAACCUGACCUUACUGCUGCUACGUCCUCAACUGAUCGUAGAGGAAAAUCAUCUCCAUCAGCUUCAUCUGUAUCAGCAAUUGAUCCCAGAAAAAAGUCUUCUUUAUCCCGUUGGUUUAUGCGACUAUUUAAAGGCAAAAGUGUAUCUGAGGACACUGGAGUAUCCACCAAUGGAAAAGGUGUGUCUCAGGACACAGGGGUAUCCACUAAUGGAAAAGGUGUAUCUGCGGACAUAGCAGUAUCCACCAAUAGAAAAGGUGUAUCUCAGGAUACAGGAGUAUCCACCAAUGCAAAAGGUGUAUCUCAGGACACUGAAGUAUCCACUUAUCAACUACAUGAAAUGCGUAAGAAAGUCAUUGACAAACUUGCAAACAAGAGUUCUGGGCCGAGUGACGUAACUUGUAUAUGGGACUAUGCCGGUCAACUUGAAUAUUAUAUUACUCACCGGUUUUUUCUUACAGAUGGCUCAUCUUAUGGAGUUGUAUUCAGUUUGCUAGACGCUUUGGAUGAAUUAGCAAAGCCAAGAGAUCCCCAAAAAGGAUUUCUUGAGAUGACAAAUCUUCAAUCGAUCUUAUUUUGGAUAAGGUCAAUAUUUGAACAUGCUGUACUGCUACAUGGCUCUGAAUCAAAGAAUGUGAUCAAAGGAAUGAUAGCAUCACCGACGAUUAGUCUAAUUGGGACGCACAAGGAUCUACUACCGGGAAGUGAUGCUGAGAAGCAGGCUAAGGUGAGAUACAGUAUUGUAGAUCUGUGA
Molecule: messenger RNA, 891 nt
Organism: Anneissia japonica
Lineage: Eukaryota; Metazoa; Echinodermata; Crinoidea; Comatulida; Comatulidae
Exons: 4
Coding region: 1-891 (296 amino acids)
Source: RefSeq, a predicted model, not a curated record